AUGACCUCGACUUGUGCGGAAGAGCCUCGGGAGCGCAGGACGUUGCGGAGGUCGAGGUUUGGUUGCCGGAAUUGCAAGCUUCGGAAACUCAAAUGCGACCAAGGGAGACCGGGUUGCAAGAGAUGUGUCUCGUUCGGCGUGCUAUGCAACUUCUUGUCCUCCAGCGUGCCCGACCUGCAGCCCAUCGCCGCCGACACUGGGGGCCCGUUGGAGGUUGAGGUUCGAGGACGGACGGGGAUCCGGCCGCCGCUCAGCAACGCCGUCUGGACGUCGGACGCAACGGCAUCUUUUCAACUGAAUUCCAAAUGUCAAGAUUUCAUAACACGUUACCUCGGACGGAGUCUCCUCAGUUCCGACGACCCUAGCAUGGCACAGGUCAACCGUAGGCUGUUGGAACUCGCCUUUACUUACCCCUAUCUGAUGCACGCCUCCCUGGCCGUGGCAUUCACCUAUGACCGCUAUCUGAACAGCCCCUCGAGCUGUCGCCGCACCCAGGAGGAGUGUUUCCACUGGUCCCAGAGCACCGUCCUCUUCAACAGGCGGCUGAGGCAGCCCAUCGAGGCCAAGGACAAGGACAGGGACCCCAUCUGGGGCACCGCCGCCGCCCUGGCCCUGCUGUCCUUCUCGUCCCCCGACGCGUCCGCGCCCGAGCAGGCGUGGCCGAUGAGGCCGUCCGGCGCCUCCGACCUCGAAUGGCUGCGCAUGAGCAAGGGUAAGAUGUCGCUGUGGCACACGGUCAACCCGCUGCGGCCGGACAGCCUCUUCUGCGUCAUGGCGGCCACCUACGCCCACAUGCACGCGCCGCUGCCCGAGGAGGGCGUCGGCGGCGUGCCGGCGGCCCUGGCUGCCGUGUGCGGCCUCACGGACGCGUCGUCCGCGGCGGAGGGGAACCCGUACUUCCACGCCGCCCACGCCGUGUCCCGGAUCCUCGACCUGCCGGACCGCGAGGUCACGACGGGCCACACCCAGCUCUUCAUGCAGACCAUCCGCGGCGCUUUCAAGGACCUGCUCGUGGAAAGGGAUCCCGCGGCGCUGCUGCUGUUCUAUCUGUGGUACCGCGCAACGAGCCGCGCCAUAUGGUGGAUCGACCUCCGGGCCAGGGUGGAGUGUUCGUCCAUCUGCUUAUACCUGCGCCUCUAUCAUGGGGCCAACGGUGCUAUCCAGGCGUUCCUCCCGGGAGGAGCUCUGGCUGAAAAGUGGGAUCAGGCAAGCUUUUGAGGCCUUUUUUUAUGCCUCCUCCUUGGAGAGUUGGUGACAUGGGGCACUGCAUCAGUGACCUGUAAUUGUAUUUCAUGUCUUUUCGUUUCUUUGACUGUACGUCAUGAGUCCAAAGACGGGGAAAAGACUGGUUCAUGAACAAUGUCAGGGUCUGGUCUGGUCUGGUCUGGUCUUCGUGGUGUUUAUCCAAAAUCGGCAUGAUACUAUCCCCGCUGGGAGAGAGCUUAUAACUGAAAUCGCUUUCUGUACCGCAGCCAAUCCAGGGAAACAUCCAUAAACCACCGUCCACGGCUCUUCCAAGACUACCCAGACACCCCUGCCCACAA
This is a messenger RNA of Colletotrichum destructivum, 1544 nucleotides long. RefSeq names its product Putative zn(2)Cys(6) fungal-type DNA-binding domain-containing protein. NCBI's taxonomy places the organism in Eukaryota, Fungi, Ascomycota, Sordariomycetes, Glomerellales, Glomerellaceae. The record is from RefSeq and is a predicted model, not a curated record. The transcript has 3 exons. The coding region runs from base 1 to 1218 and encodes 405 amino acids. Gene Ontology annotation, biological process: regulation of transcription by RNA polymerase II. Gene Ontology annotation, molecular function: DNA-binding transcription activator activity, RNA polymerase II-specific; zinc ion binding.